Messenger RNA from Pecten maximus, 1499 nucleotides. Its product is annotated as tripartite motif-containing protein 3-like. Lineage: Eukaryota; Metazoa; Mollusca; Bivalvia; Pectinida; Pectinidae. Gene Ontology annotation, molecular function: protein binding. The transcript is spliced from 2 exons. The record is from RefSeq and is a predicted model, not a curated record. The coding region runs from base 100 to 1266 and encodes 388 amino acids.
UUGACCGAGUUGUGGGUAUUUCUAUUUAAGUCCCCUACCUAAAGCCUGAGAGAACACAUUGGGCCCACGCCUGGGAGUUUACGGAGGAUUACAACCAUCAUGUCUGGAUCAAAUAGUACACAAAUACUGAAUGUAGCAGAUCUAGGAGAGGAAGUGUCUAACAGAAGACGUUUUUCUUUCACUUUAGACAGAUUAUUCAAACGAAAAUCUCCUUCAGGGUCUUCUCCAUCAAAUAUUGGAAUGAUUGAUAUGCAUAAGGAGGAGACAGAUGGGGACUAUACCGACGAUAGCGGUGAAUCGGACAGCAAUGCGGAUACUGAAGCAAUGACUCUAUGGACAGGUAUGGAAGGACAUACUAACAAUCAGUUCAUAUUUGAUGAUCAGUGUCAACUUGACAAUUUACAGCCGGAAGUAGUUCUGACAUUCCCGAAUAGUAAAAAAGUUGGUUCCCUUAGUGACGCGAGUGACGUUAUGUACAUUAGCGACGGAAGGAGUCUUGUCGUCGACAUGAUAGGUAAUCGUGUGCUACAUUUUGACAAACGUGGAAUUUCAUCAAUUGCUUACAGCACUGAAGACAUGGUUGAACCAUGGGCUGUGGCGGUCAACACAGAGGACGUGAUUCACGUUACUGCGAGGAAAACUAAAUGUGUAACGAGAUUUUUAAAGAAUGGAGAAAUUAUAACACCAAUCAAAAACGUGAAUUUUACGACACCCUCUGGGGUAGCUAUUGGUAAGAAUGACCAAAUAUUUGUGUCUGAUGUAACAACAAAUCUGCUAACUGCUCAUGAGACGGAUGGCACGUUUAUCUCGACCAUUGGCAGCAGUAUGUCCCCCAUUCAACAUCUGGACAGGCCCAGGUACGUUACCGUCGACAAUAGCAAUAACAUCAUUGUAAGUGAUUCAGGACAUCAUUCUAUCAAGGUGUUUGAUUCAGAAGGUAACUUUGUAAACAAAAUUGGUGAGCGCGGAAAAGGUGAAGGACAGUUAAAAUUCCCGUAUGGUGUAUGUACGGACACUUCAGACAACAUUAUUGUUGCCGAUCAUUACAACGAUCGAGUGUCUUUCUUUUCCAAGUCUGGGCAAUUCAUACGCCAUCUUGUGACGUCACUAGAUGGAUUAACUCAUCCACAAGGCCUAUGUUUGACAUCAAAUCUUAGACUACUCGUGACCCACGGGGGACUCAAAGCGCACGAAGUUCUGGUGUACGAUCUGCGAAAUAACACAAGAUCAGACACCACGUCAUCAGAUACCGUGGUUUUAGUGUGACGUCAUCGUUUGUUGUAUCUUGUAUAUUUUUAUUACUGAUGAUUGACAAAACCGGCCAAUCAACCUGUUUGCCGUUUACUUACCAAACUAGUUCUAAUGUCUUAGUUCGCAAGUUGUUCAGACUCACCUUUCUAUGUACCGGGAUGCAGAUUGUUAAAUAUCUUUUUACAAUGACUUCUUGCUGUUUCUCUGUUAAGUUUGUAAUUAAAACUCACAAGGAUGAACAAGAACAA